AUGCUUGCAUCGGCAAUGAUGAUGCAGAUCCGUCGAGAUCUCUACAUCCCAGAUGAGGACACCGAGAUUGGAAAGUUCUUGUCGGUGCACACCUCGCAAUGCAUCACAGGUGGACACGAUUCACAAGGUCCAGUACACUUUGAUUCCUGCAAUUCCAACGCAGGGGAGCUGCAAGUGGAAUGGACCUCGAGGAAUUACAUCCAGAUCAGUCCGCACGUGAACCAUCAUUUGGUUUGUUUGCGGACACAGAUUAUGGCCCAAGUGCCGUGCAACAAGGGCACCAAAUGGAAAAUGGAAGGGAAGCAACUUCGAUCUCUGGAUCGCAAAGGCUCUUGCUUAACCAGGAGUCCUUCCGGUGAAGCCUUAGAUCUGGUGAACUGCAAGGACGUGCGACUUCAACAGUGGCUGUUCCAGAAUCCUGGAACCCUCAGUGGGCCAGACAAAGAUCUUUGCGUUGACAACAUGCAGAGGAGCUCGGGGCCCCCUGGGCUCUACGGUUGCCACGGUGGCAACACGCAACGCUGGCAGCUGGACGAUCAGCAGAGGCUACGCUCCGGCGAAGGCUCUGCCGCAAUCUGCCUCGGGUUCGACCCCUCCGUGUCUAUCGCGUCCUGCGCGCCCGAUGACGUAGCGUUCGAGUGGAUUCGGAGGACCAGCAACCACAAGGACACCUUAGGCACGGUGAAGAUUGCUGUGGGAGGUCUGAACGAAGUUUGGCAAAAUAGCUGGUAA
Molecule: messenger RNA, 732 nt
Organism: Cladocopium goreaui
Lineage: Eukaryota; Dinophyceae; Suessiales; Symbiodiniaceae
Source: the annotation of a GenBank genome assembly